This is a messenger RNA of Budorcas taxicolor (takin), 1870 nucleotides long. RefSeq names its product torsin family 1 member B (gene TOR1B). Gene Ontology annotation, cellular component: endoplasmic reticulum; nuclear envelope; endoplasmic reticulum lumen. Gene Ontology annotation, molecular function: ATP hydrolysis activity; ATP binding; kinesin binding. The record is from RefSeq and is a predicted model, not a curated record. Bases 38 to 907 code for a protein of 289 amino acids. Gene Ontology annotation, biological process: nuclear membrane organization; protein localization to nucleus. The transcript is spliced from 5 exons. Lineage: Eukaryota; Metazoa; Chordata; Mammalia; Artiodactyla; Bovidae.
UGCUGCGAAGGCGGUGGCGGCGGGCGCUACGUGGGCUAUGCGGCUGGGUCCGCGGCUUGGGGGCGCCGCGGCGCUGCGACUGCUGCUGGCGGCCCACGUGGUGGCGGCAUUCGAGCCUAUCACGGUGGGCAUCGCCAUCGGGGCGGCGUCGGCGCUCACCGGCUACCUGUCUUACAAGGACCUGUACUGCCGCUUCGCCGAGUGCUGCCGCAGCGAGCGGCCGCUCAACGCGUCGGCCCUGAAGCAGGACUUGGAGGAGAAGCUGUUUGGGCAGCAUCUGGCCACAGAGGUGAUUCUCAAGGCGCUGACCGGCUUCAAGAACAACAAAAAUCCGAAGAAACCACUGACUCUCUCCUUACACGGCUGGGCUGGCACAGGCAAGAAUUUUGUCAGCCAAAUUGUGGCUGAAAAUCUUCACCCCAAAGGCCUGAAGAGCAACUUUGUCCACCUGUUUGUGUCGACCCUGCACUUCCCUCAUGAGCAGCACAUAAAACUGUAUCAGGACCAGUUACAGAGGUGGAUCCGGGGUAACGUGAGUGCAUGUGCGGGCUCCGUGUUCAUAUUUGACGAGAUGGAUAAGUUGCACCCGGGAGUCAUUGACGCAAUCAAGCCGUUCCUAGAUUACUACGAGCAGAUUGAUGGUGUAUCUUACCGGAAGGCCAUCUUCAUCUUUCUCAGCAACGCAGGCGGAGACCUCAUAACUAAGACGGCCCUUGACUUCUGGCGGGCCGGGAGGAAGAGAGAGGACAUCCAGCUGAGGGACCUGGAGGCGGUGCUGUCUGUCGGGGUCUUCAAUAACAAACACAAACGCGUUCACCAAGAUGAAGUAUUCUCAGGUAACAUUGGUGGCACCUUCUGGCACAGAUUGUCCAGUGGGAGAACCCAGGCCGAGCACACGGCUGGGUGAACCAUCUGCUUGUGGGGUGGGGGCUCCGUGCCAGGCCCCUGCGGCCCUGCAGAACGGGCAGGACCUCCUUCUGUCCGUGGCUUUGCUGCUGUUUCCAACCCUCGUCAUGGGAUUCCAUCUCCAACCCUCACUUGGUGUUGACUGCAGCCUUUCUGGUACUACUGCUCCUCCUGAAUUUCAGCCAUGGCUCCGGGUCCCACCAGCCAUCUCAUCUCUAGAGAUGGAUCACAACGCAGCCGUUGGCUUUGAGUUUGAGUCCUUGGUUCCCAUGGUGGAAUGUUUGUUACAGUUUACAUGUCGGUCAGCUUUUCACUUGACUCCACAGAACCAUUUGAAAUCUGCAGAACCCCAUCUUUCCACAGAGGACACGUGCCAACUGGACGAUCAGCUUGCAUUGCCAAAGGGAAAGUAUUGUACACUAGAAAUGCUUGAGUUUUCAAGGAUAUGGCUGUUUUUAAUAAUGUUUUUACUCGGGAAUCUUAGAUAAUAGAGAAAUGAAACAUUGCUUAUUUUAAAACAUGGGAAGCGAUAAUUGCCUGUUCCUUUAUCAGAUGCUCUUAAAACAGACGGUCUUGGCUGGUCCUGGGUGUCAUCUAAGAAUGACGUCCUUUAUGGUGGUGGUGCCAGGCUGCACUGCCCUGGCCUUGGGGAAAUAAGACUUUGAUUCCAGCCAGUGUGAAUCGCUCUAUCUUGUGGUUGCAGUGCAACUGAAGACACGUAAUGAGAACAUGCAGCUUUUAUAUAUAUAUAAGAUGUGGCAGAAUGAAUGUUCCUACAGCAUGGCCAUGCCUUAUAGAGCAUCACACUUAGUCUUUUAAUGUCAAGGUGAGGCUUGAAACUUUUAGUACAUGUCCUCAAGUUGGAUCUAAGUUAAAUUUCUUUUAUAACCUUUUGGGUUUCUGGUCAGGAGGAGAUAAGAUUUCUUGUUUACAAUGAUGCAAUAAACUCGAGAUGUGUUGGCUA